CGGUGCAGAAACCUGUGUGGCCACGUGUGUGUCGGCUUUAUGUGUAUGUGCUUGUGUCGUUGGCUCGUGACUUGCGUCUCUUUUGUGCAAAACGGAAGUAGCCCAUCGGAUCGGAUCUGAUCCCGUUCCCCAAGUCGAACCGAAGAACGAAUCUUCUGGGGCCACGCAUCCUGGGGCCGCUGUUUUCACCUGCUGGAGGGCGAAAGGAAAUGGAAAACGGCGUCAUCGUCAUCGCAUAAAUAAGGGUGACCAAAUUGAAUAACUUCUCCACGGCAACAGUGGUGGGGUCAGCCGACAGAGAACGAAAACAACGCGAGCCCUCUGGCCGCCCGGAGGAACAGGUUGUCCUCGCUGUGCGUCCUUUUCGGGGGCUUCACUUCGGGGUUCGGGCCGUUCGAAUCCGAUUGCCGUUACCUUGGUGCAUUCAAACAAACAAGUUGCUGCGCUGUUUGUCAUCGUCGCCAGUAACCUGUGGCAACGGCCAUUAUCCUUUAAAGAACACACGCGGAACGGUGCCGGCACGUUCGGCACAAAUCUGCAGCCUGCGUCUUCCGGCCACCGGUGUCGAGGAUCACGCAACCAUUAUGCGCAACCGGCUGCUGCGGGCUCCGGAACACGAGAUGAUUAAUAUUGUGGCAGCACGGCCCACUACCACCACCAGCAAACCGAGCGGCAGCAUACUAAUCACUGUCGGUGCGCAACAGUCCGGGCGAACGUAAGGCAGACACGGGUCACAGGACGCGCCGCCCCGGCUCGGAAAGUGGAAAAGUCCAAUAAAGAAGAGGGGAAAAAAACAAACAAAUUUGCCGAAAAUUUGCUCUCAUCCAGGCGACAAUUUUUGACCAGCCUCCCAACACUCAGGGGCGGAAGGAAGUAGCACCGGUCGCCGUGCCGCUAGGUCGAGCGGAAAACAACGGAAAAUUAAUCAUCGACACCGAAACCGAUCAAGAUGCCGGCCACCACCACCGCCACGGUCAAGAGUGAAGGACCGACGGUGACGGACCAGCAUAACAACGACUGUGAUAAUGAGGAGGAGGAACCGAAGGACAUGAAAAAUGCGCAUCUAAUAAUCGGUCAGCUUCGAGCUCGGUGUCGAAAUCAAUCAGAGCAGAUCAUGGCCUGGAAGAAAGCUUACUCCUUGCAGCAAGAGCAAAACCGUCGCUUGCAGAAGGAGAAAGCCGAGCAGCUAAACUACCUGACCAGCCAGCUACUCCUGCUGGAGUCGCGCAUCAUGCGCAAGCAGAAGCAGGUAUCGAACGUGAUCUACCAACGCGAGCUGACGAUCUACCGGCAGCAGAAGAUCAUCGAAACCCUCUCUAGUCGCCUGAUCGACCACGGCAUCAUGGACGUGGGCAUGGAGGCGCCGAUGCACUGUGGCAGCAGUAACAGCAACGACUUCGACUCGCUCAACGACUCCGAUUCGGCCGUCGUGCUCGAGGACGUCGAUUCCGACUGCAACAGUUCGAUCUACUUCGGUGGCAGCAUCGGUGGCGGUGGCGGCAGUCUAAAGUCCCGCUGCGGCGGGGCCAACAAGAUGACGAACGACGUCACGAUCGUGCGGUCGAUUUCGGACGCGAUCGAAACGAACCUCAAGUACAACAACACCCGCCGCUCGAACUGCUUCCUGCGGCGCCCGGAAAUCCUCGAGACGGUGUACAGCGUCGAGGAGGAUCCCGAGCCACAGAACGCGGGCUCGACAGCCGGGAGUGGUGGCGGUCCGGGAAGCGGCACCGCCAGUGCCGAAACGUCCCCGAAACCGGACGCCGUCAGCGAGCGGCGCGAUAAGUUCAAGAACCGCACGGAGAAGUGCUGCACCUCGACGGACCUUCCGGCGGAGUCGCUGGUGGGCGGCGGUGGUGCCGGAACGCCGGUCAUCAUCACCAGCAGCAGUUGCGACGUGGACUCGGAUGGCUGCGGAACCCCGACACAGGUCGUCGGCUGCCGAACGCAGGGGGCCGUGACGAACUUUAACCGCGUGAUGUCGAACCACCGAUCGGUCACGAAACCGAAGGACGUUAAGUACAAGCGCAUCAACAAGGCCAAAUCGAAGAGUCUGGAGGAGCUGCGCGGUCGGCUGAAGCACUGGGUCGAGCGGGGUACCUGCAACAUCAACCUGAGCCUCGAUCCGAACACCGGUGGCGGCCCACCCAGCCAUCUGGCGGAGCACUGCGGAGCGGGCAGUCUGCAGCAGUCGCCGGCGCAGCCCCAGGCGAACCUCGCGCAAAGCUACGCGUGA
Anopheles bellator is the source of this 2236-nucleotide messenger RNA. RefSeq lists its product as uncharacterized. The coding region runs from base 950 to 2236 and encodes 428 amino acids. Lineage: Eukaryota; Metazoa; Arthropoda; Insecta; Diptera; Culicidae. The record is from RefSeq and is a predicted model, not a curated record. The transcript is spliced from 4 exons.